Lineus longissimus is the source of this 2969-nucleotide messenger RNA. RefSeq lists its product as uncharacterized. NCBI's taxonomy places the organism in Eukaryota, Metazoa, Nemertea, Pilidiophora, Heteronemertea, Lineidae. The coding region runs from base 189 to 860 and encodes 223 amino acids. The record is from RefSeq and is a predicted model, not a curated record. The transcript is spliced from 4 exons.
UGUAAACAAACAUGGCCACUUUUAUUUCGUUUCCUCGAUAUUGAAUCGUAAAAAAAUGAUGUUUAAGGGUCCCAUCUAGUACAUAUUGAUUCCGGAAAAUGAAAGAGGGUUGCAAAAGAAUCAGGCGUUCUUGUAAUUAGUUUACUGAAGUAGGGUAUGGUAUACAAAGGAACUAAAAUGGCUGCAUCAUGAGUUUUGUAAGCAUGUGUCGCCUCCCAUCAACUCAUCUUGGGAGGCGGGACAGACCUGGAUUCUACAGGAAUUCCUUUCAUCCGAGGCGAGGCAGUGCUGCAUAUGGACAAGCGAGGACCAAUUGGAAAGACGAGCCAGUGUGGACCAAAAAGUUAUGGCUACGUGUUUUCUUUGCUUACACCCUUGUGGCAGUGCUGGGACUGACGUUUGUCAUUUUGGGGGGGAUUUAUGUUGAACAUGCCUACCACCAUCAGAUGACAUCCUUGCCUUUGCUAGUUUGCAUUUUAGCCAUAGUUGCUGGGUUGAUCAUGAUAUUAGGGAGUUUUGUCCUUGGAAAGCUAUUCAUUUCAAAGAAGUGGAAGCAACAUCGACAUCAUGAACGUUGCCGGGCAAACAGGACCAAUAGAAUUGCCAAUGGGGAAGACCCAGAUUCUGACCUGCCAAGUGAGCCACCACCUCCGUACACCCCUUAUGGAGACCCCUCCACGUACGACCAACAACCCAGUGAACCCCCAAGAAGAGUGAUCGUUACCAGCUCUCCGAACUCUCUGGGCAGCAUAAGUGGAAUUCUGACUCCUCCCGAAUACUGCAUGGAGCCACCGUCAUACAUUCACACACCUCCAAGUUAUGCAGAAUCUACCGCAGAAGUCCACAUGCCACCACGAUGACAACAGUAACUCAGUUUGAAUCAGUGACUGUGUCAACUUCUUCAUUGACCUGUCAGCUUUACUACCUCUUUUUUCUUCUUUAUUGCAUUGACAGGCUCAGUUGUGUAGCACUAAGUCACAUGUAUGGGCCGGUUAUGACCGGGGCAUUUUCACCUUGAGGUAAUCUGUUCUUGUAUUUGGGAUGUAUACAGUUACAUAUGAGUGCAUAAAUCAGGAAGGAAGGCUUUUGAAUGCAAGUUACUUCCAUUGACUGAUCACAGCAGGGAUUCUAGUGCAGAGACUGAACUGUGCAAUGUUAUUUUCUAUCACAUCUAACUUUUAUGAGUUGUCCGCACAAAAGUUACUGAAAACUCUCUUUGAUCCUGGGUUCUGCUCUGUCGGCUCAGCUGCAUGUGCAACUCAAGCGCACCGUCCAUAUCUCGGUUGAGAAAAAUCGAGAUGCCACAAUUGCUGCUGCCGAAAUGAGGCAGUGUCUAUAAUACACAUAACAUUGUAAUCAGCAACGUGUGUUAAGAAUGUUGUUGUCAUUGAGAGUUGGUUCAGGUGCGUUCAGUUUUGUAGCCUUAUUGUGGUCAAUUCAUAUGUCGUUGGCAAUGUACGUUAGUCUACAAAAAUCUUAUUUAUCAUUUCUUAGUUUAUGAUUCUGAGAUUUGUAGCUCAUGUUUUUGUUACAAUGGUAAUAGUCUGCAUGUUAUGAUACAUUUAUGUUUGAAAACACUUGAUGGACUUGUAGAAGAAAAUACUUUUUUCGUUUGGUGUAUUCAAUUUUGUAAAGUAUGUGUAUGAUAAAGGUGCAGAAAAUGCAUGGAGUUAAUCAGUGACCAAUGCCUACAGCGAUGUACAUGUUCAAGUUGAUAACUAAAAUGGUGGACCACAAGUCCAAGUUUCUACUGUCAUAUGAAUAAAAACUGCUGCAGUUACCUUGUCAAUGGGCAAAGGUAGAUGCAAACUCUGUGGACCGAGUUUUGAAAUAAUCUGUUCUGAAAUUUUGAGGAGCAGAAAGCUGACAUCUGGCUCCUCUUGUUUCUGUCAUAUCAAAAACAAAAACUGCUGCAGUUGUCAGUCGAUUGUUGAUCUAAUUGCUGCUAUUCAAACUCAAGGGACCUGCAUGUGCAGAGUACAGUAUGAUUGUCAGGUUUUCAACAUUGCUUGAUUGUUCCCAUCUGACUGUUUACAAACAUUUUGGACUGGCAAAAAUAUAUAAGCAAGCCGAAAAAUUAAUAUCUCUGCAAAUAUUUGGGGCUCGCUUACAUAUUUUUGAUGCUGGGCAUGUUGUCUGCUUUUGUUUACCUUAUCUUGUGCAUCUUUUGUAUACAUAAAUGGAGGGGUGAUUUUCUUUGCAGACCCUGUGCAUUUCGAUGUGCAUUUAUUUCUCUUUUGUGUUAGACUUAGAGUUGAUACUGGAUAUUUCCUGUCAGUGUACUCUUUACAUUUAUUGUCCGAACAAGUUGUUAAGAGGAGGUGUGCCAGAUACUGCCUCCCUGCCAUGAAUAUAGUUUCGAAGGGCACUUCAGACUUUGCUACUUAAAGUGGACAGUGGAUUUCUCAAAUGAAAAUUUGGUGGUUUACAAUUACAGAGAUGGUGAUUGUUAUUUACUGUGAUGUAUUUCAUUGUUGUUAGAUGUUUUCCAUAGAGUUUUUAUUUAAAAAUAUUAUACAUGUGCUAUCCAGUUGAGACAGGCCUGAGCAUUGAACUGGGAGAAUAUUUUACUUCUUUAUACAUGUACAUGAAGGCCUGUAUCUAGUUUCCUUUGAUGGGAUACCUCAUUCACCAGUAUUUAUUCUUACUGUAUAUCUUAUGUCAAUGCUCAUGUCAUGGUGAGGAUUGGAAUCUGUUUUUUCUUAGAGUCACACUCUGGUAGAGUUGGUGGAGUAUUUGCCCCAUAUGAUGCCAGGGACCAACUUCUGGUAGCAAGGUAAGCUCACCGUUUGAUGGUGAUGUGAUUUCCAAUGCAAAAGAAAGAUUUUGUAGAAGGGACCAACUUGGGGAAUCAGUCUGUUGAAAAUGUUUGUAAUCAUGAAUGUUUUCAAUUGGCCAAUCAUGCAAUGUUUUUUACGAGCCAUUAAUAUUUUGUGGCUAUGGGAUUUUGCAAUUUUAUGACAUGAAAA